Paramecium octaurelia is the source of this 3348-nucleotide messenger RNA. NCBI's taxonomy places the organism in Eukaryota, Ciliophora, Oligohymenophorea, Peniculida, Parameciidae. The record is from the annotation of a GenBank genome assembly.
AUGAAGCAUACAAAAACUUUUGCAUAUAAGUUCAAUGGAAAACACUUAAAUGAUAACACGAGUACGAAUAAAAAAGUCUCUAUCGCUGUCAUAAAACAACUCUAUUUAAAUUUAGAGGAUCACCAAGAUGAUAAAAUUUAGAAUAUAUAAAAGAGCAUAUGCGAUUCUCAGAAUCAAGUAUAUUAUUCAAUGUAUUUAAUUAAACAAAUGCAUAAAGGUAAAAAGAAUGUGAUAAUGAUAUUAAGAGCUCAAAGAUGAACAAAUCGAAAUUGAACUAUAAAAAUUAGAUGUACCCAAAAUACUUGAAUUUAUUGUGAAAGAUGAUCCAGAAAAAUUAGAUCCAGUCAAAUAUCUUUAAAAACUGAAUGAAAACCAACUAUCAUAAAUAGGUGUGCCAGAAACACUUUAAGAGUUGAUAAAAAAUUCUCCAUAGAAGUUAGAUCUAGCCGAAUAUCUUAAAAAGUUGAAUGAAGAAGAACUGUUAAGCUUAGGUGUCCAUCAAAUACUUUGUAAAUGGAUCAAAGAUGAGAAAUAAAAGUUUGUUUUCGUCAAAUGUCUUUAAAAGUUGAAUAAAGAUGAAAAAAAAUAUUUAGGAAUACCAAAAAUACUUUAAAAGUGGAUCAAAGAUGAUCCUUCAAGGUUUGAUCUAGUUAACUAUUUUUAAAAGUUGAAUGAUUAACAAUUAUCAUAAUUAGAUGUACCCAUAACACUUUAUGAGUUGAUCAAAAAUAAACCUUAACAAUUAAAUCUAGUCAAAUAUCUUUAAAAGUUGAAAGAUGAUGAACUAUCAUAAUUAGAAGUACCCAAAAUACUUUAUAAGAGGAACAAAGAUGAUCAAUAAAAAUUGAAUAACAAUGAAUCAUUUAAGAAAAGACGAGCCAAUAUUACUUUUUCAUAGUAUUGCUUCGUUGAGAAGUAAUUUCUAAAUAAGUUGAAUGAAUUCAAAUUUUACAAAGAUACAUAAUUGAGAUAAAUGGCUUAAUGGCUAAAAGAUAAAUAUUAGAAAGCACUUACAUUCCUGGAUGAUUUAACAGAUCGAGACAAUUAAGAAUUAAGAUAAUAGUUGUUUCAGCUUUAUUCGAUUUUCAAUUAGGUAAUAAACGAUUUAGAUAAAACUAGUAUUUGUUUUAAAAUAAUUUUGGUCUUAUUCUAUUACAAUAAAAUUUCCACCCUUAAUAUAAUCAGUUAUAGCAUUGCACAUCAAUAAUUUAAUCUAUGUUUUGUCAAGGUAUUUGUAUUAUUAAUAACGAAGAUUAUGAAAAAAACAUCAUUUUAGAUUUCCCAAAAUUUGCCUACAUAAGCUUAACAGGCCAUGAAUCUUAAGACAACUUGUAUUUUUUUUAAGAUUUCAAUUCCUACUACAAAAAUUUCUAUUUAUACUUUUCAAUUUAUAAUGGAAAAACACAUAAAGGUUUCAAAGAAUGUAAUAGAUCAACAACUAUUCCAUAUUAUAAUGAGGUUAAUAUUAUCUCAGAAUUUGAGAUGAAAUUUAUUUUUAAUAAUCAUAUAAAGAAUAAGCUCAUAUAAUUCAAACCAACAAUUAUUUAUGUUCAUGUGUAAAACAAUGAAAAAUUUUCAAUUAAUUUGACUGCUUUAACUAAAUUUAUAAGAAAAUUAAAGAAGAUUUGUACAGUUGUAAUUUAUAUUAAAUAUGAUGUUGAGUCUGAAAAUUUAGAAAACUCAACAUUAGAGUUUAUGAGAACAGUUAAUGCUUGUUUGUUUGGACUCUCAGGAAUUUAAUGUAGAACAUAAAAAACAUUAAUCCAAUUAGAUUAAGAUAUAGAGAGUAUAAAAGUUAUAAUUGAAUCUUUAAAUUAAGUUUAACUUAAGAAUUAUAUGCACAUCUAAUUAUUUUUCUUGAAAAAAUAAUUAUAAAAAUUGAUUGAUUUACAAAAUCAACAUAAAAUUGUUUUGAUGGGGAAUAAUAAGAAUUAUAUAAUCGAAUAUAAGGACAAAUAAGAUAUCAAAAUAGAGUUUGAGAGAUUAGUCAUUUCAUAUUAACACAACAUAAUUAUUUUAUUAGAUUUUAAGAGUUAAUAGUUCUAUUAUCAUCAUUUUUAAAACUUACAAGAGGAAAACAAUUUUUAAGGUGAACAAAAUCAGUUUUAAAAUAUUAAAAUAAAAUUGUAAUAAUUUGUAAAUAUCAACUUAGUAAUAAAUUUAAGGAAAACAAAUAUAUAUAAGGGAAAAUGUUAAAUGCAGUAGUAAUAAUAAAUUAAUCAUAAAUCUUAUUUGCUUGUCCACUCUUUGAAAAUUUAAAGUAAGAUGAAAUGGAUGUUAUUUGGGUGUAUUCUUUAGAUAACAAUAAUUGGGAUUCGAUUAAGAGAGAGCAUGACAAUAACGAACAAUAUAAUGACAAAUAUUUUGAGCAACCUAUAGAAACACCUGAUAAGAUAUCUGAUAAGUAAUAAAAAAUUGUUGGCCAAACAGUUUGUUAUUAGCCACAUAUUUAAUAGAAUUUUAAAGGUUAUGAUAUUUAUAGUUUAUUUGGUGGCGAAUUAAUCGAGUAACUUUUUAUUUAUAUAUAGUUCCUUUAAACCUGUGAAUUCUAUUUAAUACUUAUUUGUUAAUGUAGAAAAAAAGGUAUUUUACUCUAAAUUUAUAAGAAGAUCAUUAAACCCAUUUAAAGGGUCUCUUAAGCCAUCUCCGUAUUAGUUAGUUUUACCAAUUAAGAAUAUUAAUUAAUUCGAAAUAAUAGAAUGCGCUUAUUUAAUUUUAAGACCCUGGAAUCAAACAAAAAAUAAUUAUUAUGAAACAAUGCUGAACCCUAGUAAUGCUACUAAAGCACAGUUAGUGAUAUUUUUGAAGAAAAGCUAAUCAACUAUUUUUCUCGAUAUUGCAUAUAAGAUUUCCAAAAACUCUAAAUAUUACCUUAAUAUUUUGGAUAUGAUGAAUUAAGAUGUGAAUUGGAUGGAAAUUUAGGGUUAAGUUGAAAAGAAUUCACAAAUCAACAAAUGGCAAUGGAAAGCAGUUUUUACUAAUUUUAUAAAAUUCAAAAAUUGGAAGCGUAUAAAUAAAAAUUAAAAUUAAAAAGAGAAUACCAAAAAUAAAGGAUAAAAUAAAGAAAUAGAGGGUUAAGUCAAAGAUAAUUAAAAACCUUAUAUUGGAUUGAAUCAAGAAAAAAAAAAAAAUAUUCCUUAAGAUGAAAAAUAAAGGAAAGCUAUUCCAAUACAUCAUAAUAUUUCGAAUGGAACUAUAGUAUCACUUUAAUUUACUAUCACAUUAAAAUAUUAUGAAGAUGAAAAUUUUAAUUAGGGAACUGGAUUAGAGAGUUUACCAUUUACUAAUAAAGAUUGGUUAGUUGAAACAGAUAUUUCUCGGGAUUGGAUAUAUAAGUAAGGUGAAUGA